Filobasidium floriforme is the source of this 1793-nucleotide messenger RNA. Its product is annotated as mitochondrial carrier domain-containing protein. The record is from RefSeq and is a predicted model, not a curated record. Lineage: Eukaryota; Fungi; Basidiomycota; Tremellomycetes; Filobasidiales; Filobasidiaceae. The transcript is spliced from 5 exons. Bases 117 to 1703 code for a protein of 528 amino acids.
AUCCCUGGAUACAUGUUGUUGAAUACGAAUGCUAUGCUGCAGGUCUCCUUCCGAUCCCCUUGAGCUCUGCUGCUGCUGUUGUCCACUCACGCAUCGAGAGAACGUGGUGAUUCAGCAUGGCCGGUCCUUCCGGAAGUGCUCCUUCUGUGAGGAACCUGUACACACCGCCGCAAGAAGAAUGGCUGUUCCUGCCGCCUACCCCUGGUCAACCAUCGACCAACCCGAACCCGACCCCUUCAUCCACGUACAACUCGCCUCCUAGCGGUAGUACGAGCUCCUCGGCCUCUUCCCCCAUUGUCGGGCUCGAACUAGAUGCGGACGACGAGCCCUUCACCGUGUACGGCGUCCUCGCCAUGUUCGCCUCUGAAUACCUCACCACCGCCCUGGGUAUGCCCUUUGAAGUUGGCAAGACCUUGUUGCAAGUCGAAUACAAGCCCAAACCAGGGGUCGACGACGGGGUUGAGGUUGAGGGGGUUGACUACGAGGCCGAGACCGAUGAUGCGGACUCGGUUGCGGGAGAUCAGGCGGAAGGGUCGAGGAGACGCAGGGAUUCGAUCGAGGACUCGAUCCGAAACCCAGAGGACGCCGAGGCCUACUUUCAGGAUGUCUUGUCGUCCAGCACUCGGAACUACAUUCCAGCGGUCGACGACAACGGAGAGCAAGGGGAUGCGGAGGGAUACUUGCCUGAUUUGCCCCCUUCCUAUCUGUUGCGUACCGACAUGUCGCCUUCAGGAUCGUCUGGCGUCUGGGGCAUGAUGAGACGAAUCAGGAGAACGCCUUCGGAAGGAUUGCCAGGUCUCUGGAAAGGACAGAUCCUGACCACCAUGCACUCGUUGCUCUCGAACAACCUCCAACCCCUUGUUCACUCUGGACUUAUCAUCUCCUUACCGCCUCCUACCGCUACCGCCCAGAUGGAACUCAACUCGGACCUGGAUCUGCCGUUGGCAUCGUAUCACAAUCCCAUGAUUCCACUGGGUCUUCAUGUGACGGCUCAUCUGUUGACCCACAUGUUCUUGUCGCCCUUGGAACUGCUCCGAACUCGACUCAUCGUCCAACCAUCGUCGGAUCCCAAAUCCAAGUCGUCCAUCGGCUUGCUAAAGGAUGCCGUCUCGGACGAAGGCGGUGUCGUGCGUUUGUACACACAUCCUCAGCUGUUGAUUCCGGCCAUCCUGGAACACACGCUUCGGCCCAUCUUUACGCUGUCCAUCCCGUUGAUCAUCGAACGCAAGUUUGGUGUCACCCCGGACAGCUCGCCCGUGACCUAUUCCAUGCUGGACCUCUCGCUCGGCCUCGCCUCUUUACUCGUCAUUCUCCCGAUCGAGACGGUCAGGAAACGAUUACAGCUCCAAGACCGCAUGUCCGAGACUGAUGCGUGGCAGCGAGGAGGAAAGAGGGAGAAGCGCAAAUCGAUCGUCAGACUGCGCAAGCGCGAAUACCACGGUUUAUUGGACACCAUCUGGAGGAUCAUGUCAGAAGAGACCGGAACGAUCAAGAAGAAGCGGUCCAAGAGACGCGGUUCACGCUCUGAGCAGACAAAUGCGGUGGACGAGCACGAGAGGCAGAGAGCGGCCUUUGACGGUAUCAAGCAGCUCUAUCGAGGAUUUGGCAUGGCGGCCGGAGCUCAUCUGACCGUGUUCGCUCUGGGUCUCGUCAGCGCGGGGCUCGGCGGCAGGUCCCUCGAAUAUGGAUGGAAGGAAAUCUGACGAUCACUCAUGCCUCAAUUGCUUGACGUCACCGAUCACUGGCGAUUCGCGAAUGCAAUCUAACUCCCCUCUUCGCCCUGAACUAUAUUG